AAAUGUAUUUCCCUGAAUUUGAAGACAUUUUCAAACAAAUAAAAAAGAAUUUAAAAAUGGCUGGGAUUCCAGCCGAUAAUUCCAUGCUCGGCUUAAAAUUCUAUAUUCUGUUUGUUAAUCUUAUGCUUAUGGCUGGAGAAGAGAUUGCGUUUUUCACUUCAAAAAUGUCUUCACAAGAUAAGAGUUUUCUAGAGUUAACUGCUUUAGCGCCGUGUAUUGGUAUUGGAGUUUUGUCUUUAGUUAAAAUUGUAUGCAUAGUUUUGAAGAGAUGCCACAUUACUGAGCUUAUGAAUCAGCUUGGGAAACUUUACCAGGAAAUUGUGGACGAUUCGAAACAGACCGAGUUACGGAAGACAAUCAGUCGAAAGAUUGUACAUGUCAAGUCAUUUACGACAUAUUAUUUUGUCCUGAAUUUGGUACUAAUUUCAGUUUACAACUUUUCAACGUUGCUAUUCAUGUUGUAUUCCUAUAUAAAAAAGGAGACAGUGAAACUUGUUCUGCCUUAUGAUGUAAUUGUGCCCUUCUCUACCACUGUUUGGUACAACUGGCUUGUGGUUUACGUUCAUUCAAUUAGUUGCGGGUUUAUCUGUGUGCUAUAUUAUACGACAGUAGAUGCUCUUUACUGCAAUUUGACUUCUCUCAUAUGCAGUAACUAUUCAGUUAUAAGUAACGAAAUAGAACAACUGACCCCAAAUAAUGCACACACUUUGAACAAUAUAGUCAAACGACAUCAGUAUAUUUUGAAACUAUCGGAUGUUCUAGAGGAAAUCUUUGCCCUCCCAAACCUCUACAAUGUACUUGUGGCAUCGGUAGAAAUAUGCGUUCUUAGUUUCAAUAUCAUGACGGGUGACUGGACUAAAAUUCCAGGCUUUAUCCUCUUUCUCCUGUCACAAAUCCUACAGAUAUUAGUAAUGAGUGUUUUUGGCGAAAAUCUAAUUAGAGAGAGUAGCAGAGUCGGUGAAGCGGCAUUUAAAUGCGAAUGGUACAAUAUGGAAGAAAAGUAUAAAAAAAUGAUACUAACUAUACUUAUCAGGUCACAUAAGCCUAAGCAACUGACAGCUUACAACUUUUCUGUGAUUUGUCAUAGAAGUUUCACAAAAAUCAUAAGUACCGCGUGGUCAUAUUUUACUAUAUUAAAAACCGUUUAUAAUCCGGCAGAAGAACAGUAAAAUCACCAAGAAAAAUACAUACUUAUUGUAAAAG
Messenger RNA from Pectinophora gossypiella (pink bollworm), 1203 nucleotides. It is a transcript of the gene Or-42, whose product is annotated as putative odorant receptor 92a. Gene Ontology annotation, biological process: detection of chemical stimulus involved in sensory perception of smell; sensory perception of smell. Bases 3 to 1169 code for a protein of 388 amino acids. Lineage: Eukaryota; Metazoa; Arthropoda; Insecta; Lepidoptera; Gelechiidae. The record is from RefSeq and is a predicted model, not a curated record. Gene Ontology annotation, cellular component: plasma membrane. The transcript has 7 exons. Gene Ontology annotation, molecular function: odorant binding; olfactory receptor activity.